This is a messenger RNA of Lolium perenne, 1127 nucleotides long. RefSeq names its product subtilisin-like protease 1. The record is from RefSeq and is a predicted model, not a curated record. Lineage: Eukaryota; Viridiplantae; Streptophyta; Magnoliopsida; Poales; Poaceae. Gene Ontology annotation, biological process: proteolysis. Gene Ontology annotation, molecular function: serine-type endopeptidase activity.
AUGAUGCUUAUUAGUGAGUAUGUGAGGACAACCAACAAACCCAGUGCCAGUUUCAUCUACAAAAACACUUUACUUGGUGUCCGUCCAUCUCCUACUGUCGCCGCAUUCUCGCCCCGUGGUCCCUGCAGCUUCAGCCCUGGCGUGCUAAAGCCAGAUAUAGUAGCACCAGGGCUCAACAUCGUUGCUGCAUGGCCACCAAUCACCAUACUUGGUUCCGGGCCAUUCCAUAUCAAAUCCGGGACGUCUAUGUCGACUCCACAUGUCAGCGGCGUUGCUGCACUUGUCAAGAGCGUACAUCCCGACUGGUCUGCGGCUGCUAUCAAGUCAGCUAUCCUCACUACAGCUGACAUCGCAGACAGCAGGGGUCACCCGAUCUUGAAUGAGCAGCAUCGGAUGGCAAGUGCCUAUGCCAUGGGUGCUGGCCAUGUCAAUCCCGCAAAAUUUGUUGAUCCAGGCCUUGUGUAUGACCUUGGCAUUACUGAAUAUGCUGGUUACAUAUGUGCUCUUCUUGGUGAUCAAGGCUUGGCAAUCAUUGCGCGUAACCCGUGGUUGUCCUGCACGAAGCUUCCCAAGAUACCAGAAGCCCAACUGAACUAUCCCAGCAUAACGUUGCCACUCAAAUCAGUACCAUUCACAUUGAACCGAACAGUCACAAAUGUCGGGCCAGCAGAUUCAGUGUACACACUGAAGUUGUAUACUCCAAAAUCCCUUACUAUACGUGUCUCACCGGAGAAGCUGGUGUUCUCCAAGGCUGGACAGAAGAUCCAAUAUAGCAUAACGGUGACCAGCCAUGCAAAUGAUGAGAAAAAGUUCAUGGAGGGAAGUUUGAGCUGGGUUUCAAGGAACCAUGUUGUGCGCAGUCCGAUCGUGGCUGCUGCCGAUCUUGAUUCUCCACCGCUGUAAUCAGGAAGAGUGUCAUGAUAUGUUGGAUCAUCGCAGACAUACUCCUUCCUUAAUUUAUAUUCUAGAGCAGUGUCCGUCUUUUAACUAGAAUGGUUUCAAUGCCUGCAAAAUAACUGAAGUUUGGACGUGGAGCAUCCAUUGCACUCUUGUAAAAUACUGCCAGUUUAUGAUGUGGUCUGUGUCCUCUAUAAUUAUGUUCCUUUGAAAAUAUAAAUGAUGUGGUA